Molecule: messenger RNA, 1222 nt
Organism: [Torrubiella] hemipterigena
Lineage: Eukaryota; Fungi; Ascomycota; Sordariomycetes; Hypocreales; Clavicipitaceae
Source: the annotation of a GenBank genome assembly
ACCGCGCGCCGGAAGCCCCUAGAAGCUCCCCUCUCUCGCUCUAACAGGUGCCUUGAUAGCGGAUUCAACAGCACCAAUUUUGCCAGUUGCCUGCGGCUUAGCAACUGCACAUUCUCUACUUUGUCUUUUUGGGCAUUGAUACCCCUUUCCAUUAGUGAAUAUUCUUUCUUGCGCCAUUUUCUUCUUUAUAAAUCGCGUCUAUUCAACACCUAUCUCAAAGCUCGGCUCCAAAUUCUCACCAUGGGCGAAUCCAGACAAGAACUUGUUCAAUGGCUGAACAACCUCCUCCAGCUCAACAUUACCAAGGUUGAGCAAUGCGGUACUGGCGCGGCGCUCUGCCAGGUUUACGACAGUAUCUACAUGGAUAUUCCCAUGCACAGAGUCAAGUUCAAUGUGAACGGUGAAUAUGCAUACGUACAAAAUUUCAAAAUUUUGCAAAAUGCCUUUGCCAAACACCAAAUCGACAAGCCGAUCCCCAUUGAGCAGCUCGUCAAAUGCAAGAUGCAAGACAACUUGGAAUUCUUGCAGUGGACCAAGAAAUUCUGGGAUCUCAACUUCCCCGACCACGAGUACGAUGCCGCUGCUAGACGAAAGGGAACAACCAUGGCGCCAACUGCCGGUAUGGCCAAGGCUCCCAUCACAACCGCUGGCCCUAGAAGAGGCGGUGUUACUCCUAGUGCCUCGCGUGCUGUUCCCAAGGCGGCUGGCCCUGGAACCGCCGCUCUUCAACAAGAGAACGCCACUCUCAAGGAGACGGUCGUUGGCCUCGAGCGUGAACGCGAUUUCUACUUCAGCAAGCUUCGUGACAUUGAGCUCCUGAUCCAGCAGGCAGUUGAGGAGGAUCCCGAACUUGAGAAGCAGGAAGAUGGCCUCGUGAAGAACAUCCAAACGAUCUUGUACUCUACGGAAGAGGGCUUCGAGAUCCCCGCUGAAGGCGAGGGCGAGCUAGAGGGUGAGGAGCUUUUGGACGACCAGGAGACGUUCUAAGCCAAAUUCACAUGCCGAAAAGAAAUAAACUAAGAAGCAAAAAAAAAGUUGGAGAUCUGGUGCAACUACCUUAGUGCACCUAAGACUCUGCAUAUCAUGAAGCUAUGAUGAAGCGCGAAGAUGUGUUUGAACCCGGCGGUAGGAGACCAAUGCGAGGGAUUGAAAUAGACGCAGUGCUCGUACAUUCUGUUGGACAUAGUUCAGUUUUCCAUGCAAUAUAAUUAUGUCGCAUUUU